CAGCAGGAGCAACAACACCAUCCACUCAAUAACUACAUGCCACCUAAUCGCUCGGGGCCUCAGCAAUCCACUCCUGGAUACAGAUCCCAUGCAAGCACGCUAUUGCACUCAGAUACCAGCUCGAACCAGAGAUCCGCUCCUAGUCGAACCCAGCCUCUACUUCAGCCAUCACCAGUGACCUCUGCUCCCAGAGGCCAGUAUCAGUCAUAUGAACACCCGCGUCAUCCAUCUUCAUCUCAGAUUCAUCAGCGCCCUCAGCAGACGUUGCAACGACAUCAAUCUCAACCGCAAUCUACUCUCGGGCCCAGUCCUCCAUAUCCAAAGCAGCAGCAGCAGCAGCAGCAGCAAUACCAGCACUUGCCUCAGACCCGGCAACAAAAUCAGCACAUGUUGCAGCCUCAAUACGGCCCGAGCUACGGAGAUGCAGGAGUGUCAAGUUCGUCCCAUCACGCCAGCUACACUGACAGCCGCGCACCGCUAAACCAUUCUCGCCUAGGGUCGAAUACUCUUCAAUCACAUCAUCAGAGCCAGCCCUCGCGCGAAAGAGACCACCAUCGCUCCAGUAGUGGACACAGCAGCAACAGUGGCAGUGGCAGCUUUACCAUGGAACAUUACUACAGUUAUAGCAGGAAUGGUGGCAGCUAUUCCACGGACUCGCAUCGUAUGGUUACGCAUCGACCUUCGUUGACAGCUCACCAGCUCUCGAACCCAUUGACAGGGUAUAUGCAUAUCCCGGAAAAUACUACAAAGGACGAGGCAUUGAUUCUGCCAUCGCUCGAUGUGAUUGACCACCUGGUGGACAUGCAUUUUCGUUUCGUGCACCCAGUCCUUCCGAUGCUACACUACAAAACUAUCUCUGACCAGAUCCAUCGCAACGAAUCGCCACCAUCACACUUGCUCUUUGCAGUCCUUGGACUAGCCUCUCGCUUCAGCGAUAACCCCACAUUUCGCGCACCUCAGCCAGGACUCGAGCGACCUCCCUGCACGAUUUUUUACGAACGGGCUAAGUAUUUUAUCAAGGAUGAAUACGACAAUUCCCAGAUUGCGACUGUUCAAUCUCUCCUCUUGAUGGCGAUCCAGCAGAUGGGGUUCUGUGAGAGCCAGCGCGCGUGGCUGUAUGUGGGCAUGGCAAUUCGUAUGGCGCAGGAUCUGGGCCUCAACAAGGAAUCAUCGGACCAGGAACAAGCAAGGAACAGAUUGCAAUGCGAACUACGCAAGAGGACGUGGUGGUCCGUCUAUGUAGUCGAGCGUCUUGUGUGUGCAGGGCUCGGAAAGCCCUUGGCUAUCACCCAUAAAGAUUCUGAGGCGUCAUAUCCGCAAUACGUAGACGACGAGGACGAGGCGACAGCGGGCAGAUCAUUAACAGUUCAGUCGACAUGCAUUUCCAACUUUGUCCAUCUGAUCACCCUGUCAAAGAUCCAAGGCAAUGUCCUUGAGUACAUCAAAGCCAAAUACGGCUCACCAUCAAAAUCGGAUAAAGGCAUCAGGACUCCCUGUAUUGGAUCAGAGCAGGAACAGGACUGUGGCGUGGAUACCAGUGCGGCGCGGUUCUCUUGUCUAGACAAGUCCUUAACGCAAUGGCGACAGUCUCUUCCGGAAUCGCUGCAGGACCCAACAGCACAGUCUCCUCAUUUUGGCCUUUUCCUUCAUUUGACGUUCAACACCGUGAUCAUCCUGCUCCACCGACCUGAAGUGCCGAACUCUGCAACCUCAGCAUCCUUGUGUGCACAAGCGGCAGCCACCAUUUCUGAUAUCACUGAGAUCCUGAUGGACGCCAAAGCCCUGACGUCGAUGUUCAUCAGCUGUCUGUACGCCAUCUUUUCGGCGGGCAUCAUCCACUUCAUGAAUAUCCCCAGUGUCAAAAGGUCUGCAGCGUCCUCGAGUGCCAGCCCACUCACCUUAGUGCCCAGCGCACCACUUCCCAGCCACACCAUGUCAGCCAAGACGAAUCUGAAGCGUUGUAUUGAUGCUCUCAAGUUCCUCGCUAGUCAUUGGGUCAGCGCAGCAAGGCGUGCUAAGAUUUUGGAGGAUCUCUUGGAUUUAAAGCAUGUGAGUUUGAAGGAUCUCGAAGUCGAUACAUUCAAAAUGUCGCCUGUGGGACCAUCCUGGGCACUCGAGUCUCAAUAUAAGGAAGCACUCGUCGGACCACGAGAAGGUCAGGACAAACUGCGACAACAAUGCCGGUCGAAAGUGAUGGCGAUUCACUCUUUAUUGGCCAACGACGAUGAGUUUAGAAAGAUGCAGCGGCGUAGGAGCACGACUUUUGGGGACCAGGAUGGCGAUGAUAACAUGGAAGCCGAUGGAGAAGAGUCAUCCCAGACGGAGGAGUCAGAGAUGAGGUCGCAAGUAGAGACGCCCAUGAGCUCUGCCAACGCGAAUGAAUCUCCAAACUCAAUCUCGCCCACAUUCACCCGACCAUUUAUUGGACUGGGCGUCCAGUCGCCAUUCUCGUCUCCGCCUUCAGCAUCAUCUCCAGCUUCUGUUCGUACGGAAAACAGCUCAGUUCAACAGCCCUCGGAGACGGACCCCUCAAUGAUGCUCGCCACCGUCAACCUCGGUCUUUCUGACAGCCCGGCAGUCGUUCAGGACAAAGCUCAAGCGGACAUCAAGGCCGAGGGUAGCGUUGAAAGUUCAGGACUUUUGCGGCACGACAAUGGCUUGCUUGUACCCGUGACCAUGACCACACUGGCUCACGGAGGCACCUCUCCUUUGUUGAACACGGAUUGUAAACUUUCCGUGACGAAUGGAAAGAGCGCUGGUACAAACAAUGCACCGAGCAAGCAAGGCGCCAUGCUUGACCCCUUUUCCAUGCCCAGUAGCAUCGAUUGGAACCGUGAUCGGAGGCCCAGUGACAGCGGUGAAAGCGGUGCAGGGCACCAGACAGGAUCUCAGUUCAACACGGUCUGGACAGUGGACUCAUUGACUAAUCGCACGACCGCACGCUCAGCUGUAUCUUCGGCCAUCGCCCCUUCAACCGAUACGAAGCAGGACGAGCGCAUGCCCGAUAGCGAUGGCAGGCAGAUAGCAUCGGCGACACCCAACACUUCGGCCAUCGCUGCUCAGGCUCCCUCUCUCUACUGUGAAUCUAGUACACACGCUUUUCCGGGGUCAAAAUUAACGGAUCGUGAUGAUCAGGAUCUGGUCUGGAAUGAUAUGCCUCCAACGUUAGGUCUGGACGAGUGGACUGCAUAUAUCGGGGCCAUGAUGAUGCGCUGGCUCUAUGCUUCUGGCCAGUCCUCUCCACGUUCGACUACAUCAGCAUAGCACGUCUCUCUUUGGCCAUAUUAUGCUCAUGCAUUGUACAUUAGAAACUCUAGCAAGAAAAAAUAAUAAUAGCAAUGGAGCAUCCGGCCAAUACUGCC
Gamsiella multidivaricata is the source of this 3362-nucleotide messenger RNA. Its product is annotated as fungal-specific transcription factor domain-containing protein. NCBI's taxonomy places the organism in Eukaryota, Fungi, Mortierellomycota, Mortierellomycetes, Mortierellales, Mortierellaceae. Gene Ontology annotation, biological process: DNA-templated transcription. Gene Ontology annotation, molecular function: zinc ion binding; DNA binding. The record is from RefSeq and is a predicted model, not a curated record. The transcript has 2 exons. The coding region runs from base 37 to 3264 and encodes 1075 amino acids.